CAACCACCUAAAACAGCUGUUUUGCUGUGCCGCCUUUUAGUUCGUUCGCAAAGCAUUAUUCAUUUUCGAUUCCAAUUGUCUUGUAACAAUGCGCAAGUUCACAGCGUUUGCUUGCGGCACAGGCGCCGGCCUUGCCGCCUACUAUUAUCAAAAGCUGCGCGAUCCACAAUUUGUGGCACACAACUCGUGGACGAACAGUUCGCAGCCGGUGCCGGAUUUUGCGCUGUGGGACAGCAACUGGGACUGUCGUGACCCGAAGAGUCUGGUGAAACCGCAAAAGAACGAUAUGCCGCAAGAGCAGAAUCGCUACAACAGCGAACUGGAGAAAUCGGUGCCGAAAUACGCCCGUCACAUCAUCCUGAUACGACACGGCGAGUACCUGGACAUUGGUGAGACAGAUGAGACGCAUCAUUUAACGGAUCGCGGUCGCCUGCAGGCCAAGUACACGGGCAAGCGACUGCACGAGCUGGGCAUCAAGUGGGACAAGGUGAUUGCAUCGAAUAUGGUGCGUGCCCAGGAGACAGCUGAUAUCAUCCUAAAUGAGAUCGACUACGAUCGCAGCAAGGUGACCAAUUGUGCGUUCCUCCGCGAGGGAGCUCCAAUACCCCCACAGCCGCCAGUGGGUCACUGGAAGCCCGAGGCAUCGUUUUAUCGCGAUGGCGCACGCAUUGAGGCUGCCUUCCGACGCUACUUCCAUCGGGCACCGCCAGAGCAGGACAAGGAGACGCACACACUGAUCGUGGGCCAUGGCAAUGUCAUACGCUACUUUGUCUGUCGUGCUCUCCAAUUUCCCGCCGAGGCGUGGCUGCGCAUCAACAUCAAUCACGCCUCAAUCACAUGGCUAACGAUCAGUCCGUCGGGCAAUGUCUCCAUACGUUAUCUGGGCGAUUCGGGCUUCCUCCCGGCCAAGCAGCUCACCAAUCGCAUACCGCGUCAGGCCAAGAAUGUUGUCUAGAUUCCAGAAAUCUUUUUUUUGUUCACUUAUUGCGCCAACUCUUUAGCUUUUAAGUUCAUCAAAGUGUUUGUCCCUUUUUUUUUACACAUUUAUUAUUAUAAUUUCUUUUUUGGUGCGCCCGGCAAAAAUAAAUUCAAAC
Molecule: messenger RNA, 1094 nt
Organism: Drosophila nasuta
Lineage: Eukaryota; Metazoa; Arthropoda; Insecta; Diptera; Drosophilidae
Gene: Pgam5
Product: Phosphoglycerate mutase 5
Exons: 2
Coding region: 89-955 (288 amino acids)
Biological process (GO): peptidyl-threonine dephosphorylation; positive regulation of mitochondrial fission
Cellular component (GO): mitochondrion
Molecular function (GO): protein serine/threonine phosphatase activity
Source: RefSeq, a predicted model, not a curated record